Molecule: messenger RNA, 1231 nt
Organism: Daktulosphaira vitifoliae (grape phylloxera)
Lineage: Eukaryota; Metazoa; Arthropoda; Insecta; Hemiptera; Phylloxeridae
Gene: Nubp1
Product: cytosolic Fe-S cluster assembly factor NUBP1 homolog
Exons: 8
Coding region: 173-1129 (318 amino acids)
Biological process (GO): iron-sulfur cluster assembly
Cellular component (GO): cytosol
Molecular function (GO): 4 iron, 4 sulfur cluster binding; ATP binding; ATP-dependent FeS chaperone activity
Source: RefSeq, a predicted model, not a curated record
UAUUCAUGUUUUAAAUCAUUUUUAUCUUAGUGAGAAAAUUUAGAAUCUUUAAAAAUGAAGUUGUUAUAAUAUUUUAUGUUACGUAAAUUUAUUAUCUUGGUAGUGUUACCUAAAUCUAUAAAUUUAUUUCCAAUUUUUAAUAUUAUCAAUUACUACUAGAAAGUUGAUUGAAAUGGAUCCAAAUGUACCGAACCAUUGUCCUGGUACAAAUAGUUCAUCAGCUGGUCAAGUAUCUGCUUGUCAAGGGUGUCCAAAUCAAAAAAUUUGUGCCUCUGGAUUGACUCAGGCCCCUGAUCCAGCAUUGGAAGUAUUGAAGCAUCGGUUGUCAUCAGUAAAACAUAAAAUUCUAAUACUUUCUGGUAAAGGUGGUGUUGGAAAAAGUACGUUUACUUCUUUGUUAGCUCGAGUAUUAGCAUGUGAAAAUGAGCAGCAAAAUGUUGGUGUACUAGAUGUUGAUAUAUGUGGACCAUCUCUUCCAAUUGUAUUUGGAGUUCAAGAUGAAAAAGUACAUCAAAGUGGUUCAGGAUGGUCACCAGUGUUUGUUGAAGAAAACUUGUCUGUUAUGUCUGUGGGAUUUUUACUGGAUGAUAGAGAUGAUGCAGUUAUCUGGAGAGGUCCUAAGAAAAAUGCUAUGAUUAAGCAAUUUUUAACGGAAGUUGACUGGGGAGAAACAUUGGAUUAUUUAAUUGUGGAUACACCACCUGGAACAUCUGAUGAACAUCUUUCACUUGCUCAGUUUCUUAAAUCUACUGAAAACUUUUCAGCAAUUGUUGUGACUACACCACAAGAAGUUGCAUUGUUAGAUGUUCGAAAGGAAUUGGACUUUGCUAAAAAAGUUGGGUUACCAAUAUUAGGUGUUGUAGAAAAUAUGUCUGUGUUUGUUUGUCCUAAAUGUAAAGUUACAUCAGAAAUAUUUCCAAAAAAUACUGGUGGAGCUGCUCAAAUGUCUCUUGAAAUGAAUGUACCAUUUCUUGGAUCAGUUCCUUUAGAUCCUUCGUUAGGCAAAUGUUGUGAUGAAGGUAUUAAUUUUCUACAAAGAUAUUCAAAAUCUCCAACAAUUAUGGCUAUAAAACAUAUUGUAGAAAAUGUGAAGAGAAGCUUAAAGCAGGUUGAACCAAUGGUAUUUUAAACCACUUUUUUAGUAUGAUAUACUAAACAAAUAUAAAAGGAUAAUAAUACUUAUAAUUUAUAAUAUUAUAUACUUAUAAUUACUAGCUCAUUUUAUGUACAA